Messenger RNA from Penicillium crustosum, 1704 nucleotides. RefSeq lists its product as uncharacterized. NCBI's taxonomy places the organism in Eukaryota, Fungi, Ascomycota, Eurotiomycetes, Eurotiales, Aspergillaceae. The transcript has 2 exons. Gene Ontology annotation, molecular function: catalytic activity. The record is from RefSeq and is a predicted model, not a curated record. The coding region runs from base 1 to 1704 and encodes 567 amino acids.
AUGUCCAUCGUAUCGAUCUCCGAUGGUGUAGGCUCCAAUAUACACGACAAGGAAUUACGGGCUUUCGCAGCCCAGCUUCACGUUGAGGCGCUGUAUGACAAGGAUGCCGACGAUUACCUUACUUUGUUAAGGUCGCUUGAGGCCGUCCUGAGAAGCAUCGACAAUGCGCCCGACUACAUUGCGCCAGAUUUUCUUCCUCAAAAGACGCUUGAAGAUCGCACCUUUUGGAAGCCAGCAUCGAAAGACAACCCCUUCAACGGUUGGAGUCACCGAUGUAAUAUAAUAUCUGCGGCGCCAGCUAGCAAACUACUUUGUGGACGUACCGUUGCUGUCAAGGAUAUCAUAUCUGUUGCAGGGCUACCGACAACCCUUGGCCUGCCCCAGUCACUAUUUCCUGACGGCAAUGGGUACCCCAUCUCCCCUAUCGAUGCAGUCGUAGUGUCGCGGAUUCUCGGAGCCGGAGGGAUCAUCAAAGGCACGUCAACUUGCGAAAGCUUUUGUGCGUCUCCCUUGUCCUUCACCUCGGCCACAGGGCCAGUCCAUAAUCCAAGAUUGCAUAACUAUACGGCCGGUGGAAGCAGCAGCGGCUCUGCAGUGCUCGUUGCGGCUCAUCACCUAACACCAAGCGGGGGCUACUUAUCAAGCGGCAAAACUGUGGAGUUAGCUAUUGGCACCGACCAGGCCGGGUCCGUACGAAUGCCGGCUUCUUACAAUGGCAUCUACGGGCUGAAGCCCACCUUCGGUUUAGUCCCCUACACUGGCGCGGGUUCCAUGUCGCCCAUGAUUGACCACCUGGGCCCGCUGGCGGCCACGCUUGAAGAUAUCGCUGUGCUGUUGGAGGUCAUGGCAGGCUACGAUGGUUAUGACCCACGGAUGACCCCUGAAACUCCUUUGGUACAUCAGGUAAAACCUUACCAAGAACUCCUGCUCAAGGCGAGGCAAGAAAUCAACUCUACAUCAAAACCGGGUCACAAGCUGAGGAUUGGUCUGCUAAAGGAAUCUUUCCACAUGCCCGGGGUUGCUCCAGACGUGCGAGAUAUCGUCUACCAGACAGCAACUCGAUACUUUGAAGUUGUCGGGGCCAGUGUCAUUGAAGUGUCUAUUCCAAUGCACCAGCAAGGUCCUGUAAUCUGGACAGCAGCAACUAGGCCAUCCAUGUCCAGUUAUCUGUGCCAGGGAAACCCCUCCGGUCACCUUUCCUUCCUGUCACCGCACGCGCAGAUCAAAUGGCCUCCCUCCCAGGAAACCUACGACACGUUGACAUCCACCAACCCAGCUGUAGUCAACAUUAUGCUGAGCGAGAAGUUGGCGAGGGAGUCAUCUAAAGCAGGGCUGGAGGCCAAGGCCCAUCGCAUGGUCUUUGCGCUCAGAGCCGCCUACGAUUCUGCUCUCGAGAAUGUUGAUAUCAUUGUCACGCCUUGUGCGCCGACAGUAGCGAUGCCGCACCCAAAUGCAAAUGGCCCAGAUGGAAGACAGGCCUCAGUGUUGGAUAGACUUGGUGUCGCCGUUGGCUUGACCAGCAAUACUUGUCCUUUUAAUGUCACUGGCCAUCCCGCUUUGAAUGUUCCUUGCGGUUUCUCCACAGCCGAAGGUCAUCCGGAUGUCCCGCUGCCUGUAGGCAUGCAGAUUGUGACAAGGCGCUGGGCUGAUGAGAAGCUCAUUGAGGCUGCAGCUUUGUUUGAACGGGGACGAGAGUUAUUUUAG